AUGGCUUCCCACCGCCAGCCGGAGUCUGCCAUCGAUGAUGCCGACUUCAUCGAGGACCACAAUGAGCACCACCAGGACUCAGUCCACCGCCGUCUGCGCGCCAACUCCACCAUCAUGCACUUCCAAAAGAUUCUAGUCGCCAACCGUGGUGAAAUUCCCAUCCGUAUCUUCCGUACCGCACACGAAUUGUCUCUCCAGACAGUCGCUGUCUACUCACACGAGGACCGUCUCGGUAUGCAUCGUCAGAAGGCCGAUGAGGCCUACAUGAUCGGAAAGCGGGGCCAAUACACCCCCGUUGGUGCCUAUUUGGCCGGUGAUGAAAUUAUCAAGAUUGCCGUCGAGCACGGCGUUCACCUGAUUCAUCCCGGUUAUGGUUUCCUUUCGGAGAACGCCGAGUUCGCCCGUAAUGUCGAGAAGGCAGGCAUUGUCUUCGUCGGUCCCAAGCCUGAGACUAUCGAUGCUCUUGGUGACAAGGUUUCUGCUCGCAAUGUUGCUAUUGCAUGCAAUGUCCCCGUUGUCCCCGGAACACCGGGCCCCAUUGCGAAGUUCGAGGAAGUGAAGGAAUUCACUGAUAAAUACGGCUUCCCUAUCAUCAUCAAGGCUGCCUUUGGUGGUGGUGGCCGUGGUAUGCGUGUUGUCAAUGACCAGGCUAGCCUGGCCGAAGCUUUCGAACGUGCUACGUCCGAGGCUUUGAGUGCCUUCGGCAAUGGUACCGUUUUUGUCGAGCGUUUCCUCUACCAACCUAAGCACAUUGAGGUUCAGCUUUUGGGUGACAACCACGGCAAUGUCGUUCAUCUUUUCGAGCGUGAUUGCUCUGUUCAGCGUCGUCACCAGAAGGUCGUCGAAAUUGCCCCGGCAAAGGAUCUCCCUGUCGAUGUCCGUGACAAGAUGUUGGCCGAUGCAGUGAGACUGGCUAAGCAUGUCGGCUACCGCAAUGCUGGUACUGCUGAGUUCUUGUAUUCGCCAGCAGACAACAAGGCAUACUUUAUCGAGGUGAACCCUCGUAUUCAGGUAGAGCACACGAUUACAGAGGAAAUCACAGGCAUCGAUCUGGUGGCGGCACAGAUCCAGAUUGCCGCCGGUGCUUCUUUGGAACAACUCGGAUUGACUCAGGACCGCAUUUCUACUCGAGGAUUUGCUAUCCAAUGCCGUAUCACUACUGAGGACCCAUCCAAUGGAUUCUCCCCCGAUACUGGCAAGAUCGAGGUUUAUCGGUCUGCCGGUGGUAACGGAGUCCGUCUGGACGGUGGCAACGGAUUUGCUGGUGCCAUCAUCACUCCUCACUACGAUUCUAUGCUGGUUAAGUGCACUUGCCGUGGCUCGACAUAUGAAAUAUCCCGCCGCAAGAUGCUGCGUGCUCUGGUUGAGUUCCGUAUCCGCGGUGUCAAGACGAACAUUCCUUUCCUUGCCUCGCUGCUGAGCCACCCUACUUUCAUCGAUGGCACUUGCUGGACCACUUUCAUUGAUGAUACCCCCGAGCUGUUCACCCUCGUCAACAGUCAAAACCGUGCCCAGAAGUUGCUCACCUACCUUGGUGACCUUGCUGUCAACGGUAGUAGCAUCAAGGGCCAAAUUGGUGAGCCCAAGUUCAAGGGCGAGAUCAUCAGGCCCACUCUCCAUGAUGCUGCUGGCAAGCCCAUUGACGUUUCUUCCCCUGCUACCAAGGGAUGGAAGCAGAUUUUGGACAGCCAAGGCCCCGAGGCCUGGGCUCGCGCAGUGCGCGCCAACAAGGGCUGCUUGAUCAUGGACACCACCUGGCGUGAUGCCCACCAGUCGUUGCUUGCCACUCGUGUGCGAACAAUCGAUAUGCUGAACAUCGCUGCCGAGACUAGCCACGCUUUGAGCAACGCCUACUCUCUGGAGUGCUGGGGUGGAGCUACAUUCGACGUCGCUAUGCGCUUCCUCUAUGAGGAUCCUUGGGACAGACUCCGCAAGAUGCGCAAGGCUGUUCCUAACAUUCCCUUCCAGAUGCUGCUUCGUGGCGCCAACGGCGUUGCUUACUCAUCUCUCCCUGACAAUGCCAUCUACCACUUCUGUAAGCAGGCCAAGAAGUACGGUGUCGACAUUUUCCGUGUUUUUGAUGCCCUUAACGAUCUUGACCAGCUUGAGGUUGGUAUUAAGGCUGUCCACGAGGCUGGCGGUGUCGUUGAGGCCACCAUGUGCUACAGCGGUGACAUGUUGAACCCCAAGAAGAAGUACAGCUUCGAGUACUACAUGGGCUUGGUUGACAAGAUUGUCAAGAUGGGUCCCCAUGUUCUUGGAAUCAAGGACAUGGCCGGUGUGCUCAAGCCCCAGGCCGCUCGCAUCCUGAUCGGAGGCAUCCGCGAGCGUUACCCCGAUCUCCCAAUCCACGUCCACACCCACGACUCGGCCGGAACCGGUGUUGCCUCCAUGAUUGCGUGUGCCGAGGCCGGUGCUGAUGCUGUCGACGCUGCUACCGACAGUCUGUCCGGUAUGACCUCGCAGCCCAGCAUUGGUGCUCUCCUUGCUUCCCUCCAGGGUACCCAGUACGACCCUGGUUUGGACCUCUCACAUGUCCGCGCUCUUGACUCCUACUGGGCCCAACUUCGUUUGCUCUACUCUCCCUUCGAGGCUGGUCUGACUGGUCCCGAUCCCGAGGUGUACGAGCACGAGAUCCCCGGUGGCCAACUGACCAACCUGAUUUUCCAGGCCAGCCAGUUGGGUCUUGGACAGCAGUGGGCUGAGACCAAGAAGGCUUACGAGGUGGCCAACGAAUUGCUGGGCGAUAUCGUUAAGGUCACCCCCUCUUCCAAGGUGUGUGGCGACUUUGCCUCUUGGAUUGUCAGCAACAAGCUGUCCGCCCAGGAUGUGAUCGACCGGGCUGAUCAGCUCGACUUCCCCGGCUCGGUCCUUGAAUUCUUCGAGGGUCUUAUGGGCCAACCCUACGGCGGUUUCCCCGAGCCCCUGCGCACCAAGGCCCUCCGUGGCCGCCGCAAGCUCGACAAGCGCCCCGGUCUGUACCUCGAGCCCAUGGAUCUCAUCAAGAUCAAGAACGAGAUCCGCGAGAAGUACGGUGCUGCCACCGAGUGCGACGUCGCCAGUUACGCCAUGUACCCCAAGGUGUACGAUGACUACAAGAAGUUCGUGCAGAAGUUCGGUGAUCUUUCCGUUCUUCCUACCCGAUACUUCUUGGCUAGACCCGAGAUCGGCGAGGAGUUCCACGUCGAGCUGGAGAAGGGCAAGGUCCUGAUCCUGAAGCUGCUUGCCAUUGGUCCUCUCUCCGAGCAGACUGGCCAGCGUGAGGUCUUCUACGAGGUCAACGGUGAAGUUCGCCAGGUCAGCGUUGAUGACAAGAAGGCCUCAGUCGACAACAUUGCCCGUCCCAAGGCCGACGCUGCAGACAGCAGCCAGGUCGGUGCUCCUAUGAGCGGUGUCGUGGUUGAGAUCCGCAUUCACGACGGCCACGAGGUCAAGAAGGGUGACCCCAUUGCGGUGCUGAGCGCCAUGAAGAUGGAAAUGGUGAUUUCCGCCCCGCACAGCGGAAAGGUGUCCGAGCUCCAGGUCCGGGAGGGUGACUCUGUUGAUGGCCAAGAUCUGGUCUGCAAGAUCAGCAAGGCAUAA
This is a messenger RNA of Penicillium soppii, 3582 nucleotides long. RefSeq names its product pyruvate carboxylase. The record is from RefSeq and is a predicted model, not a curated record. NCBI's taxonomy places the organism in Eukaryota, Fungi, Ascomycota, Eurotiomycetes, Eurotiales, Aspergillaceae. The coding region runs from base 1 to 3582 and encodes 1193 amino acids. Gene Ontology annotation, molecular function: ATP binding; pyruvate carboxylase activity; metal ion binding. Gene Ontology annotation, cellular component: cytoplasm. Gene Ontology annotation, biological process: gluconeogenesis; pyruvate metabolic process. The transcript has 3 exons.